CUCUCUCUCUCUAUCCCUGAUAUCUCAUUCUCUCUCUCUCUAGAAAUUGUUCUUCAUAGUUCUUCAUUUGAUAUUGAUUAACAUGGUAUCAUCGCCAUUACCGCUCACGCAGAUUCUUCGAUCCGGCUUCUUGCUUCUGCUAUCUCUGUCUUCGAUUUGAUCUUCGGCUCCCUCUGAUCUCUCUGUUUCUUGCUUCUUCACGAUUUCUGUGUCUUCUCGACUAUUCAUAAUUUCUAGGGUUUGUUGAUUCGAUCUCGAAGUGUGAUUGUUUCUUCUUCUCUUCUCUUGGCAUUGUGUCGCUCUGGUGUUUGUGCUCAGUUCUCAGUGAAUUGCUUAGUUCUGUACUGCAACAAUGGUGACUGCUGCACAACUUCAGAUUUUGCAAUCUCCGAUCACGGCUCUUAUUUCUACGAUUUCGACGUCUGUGAACGUGAAAUUGGACGACUCGAACUACCUAAAUUGGCAUUUUCAAAUGCAAUUGUUGCUGGAGAGCAAUGGAAUCAUCGGAUUUGUUGAUGGAUCUCAUCCUUGCCCUCCUACUAUUGCCUCUGGUGAAUCUGGUAUAAAUUCUUCUGACUCAUCCUCUGCUGCUGAUUGUGAUACUGUGUUGAUAUGGAAAAUGCAUGAUAGGGCUGUUAUGCAACUUCUUACUGUCACCUUGUCUCCGGUGGCUAUGUCUUGUGCGAUUGGUAGUACUAGCUCUAGAGAUCUUUGGAUUCGUUUAAAGGAACACUUUUCCACUGUGUCAAGGACAAGCAUUUUCCAAAUGAAGUCUAAUUUGCAUAAUAUCCGAAAAGGAUCUGAUGCUAUAAGUCAAUAUCUUCUGAAAAUAAAAGAGGCUAGAGAUUAUUUGGCAGCUGCGGGGGUAUAUUUUGCUGAUGAAGAUAUUGUGAUUCUAGCUUUGAAUGGCCUCCCUCCUGAAUAUAAUACUUUUCGAUGUGUGGUUCGGGGUAGAGAAAGUGUUAUUACUCUGAAAGAGUUUAGCUCUCAAUUACUUGCUGAAGAGCGUAUUGUGGAGAACCUCACUGUUGCCCCCAUCAUAUCUUACUGCUAUGGCUGCAACUUCUAGACCUCCUGUCUCAUCUGCGCCACCUUUUCAGCAGUCUAAUGGUGCUCAUGGACAGUCCUCGUAUGUUCCUGGCGGCUAUAAAAAUUUUCAUAGAAACAAGGGAAAGGGCAAGUUUAAUCAAGGUCAGCGACCGUUUAAUCCAAGACCACAGUUUUAUACUCAAACCCAUGUGUUGCCCACACCAACUCCAGGUGUUCUUGGUCAAUUUCCCACUUCUCAGUAUCCAUCUCCAUCAGUUCCACUUGUUCCUACUUGUCAAUUAUGCAACAGUGAAGGUCACACUGCUCCAUUCUGUGGAUCUAAUCCUCCUGAGAGGUCUAAGUGUCAUAUUUGUGGUAAAACAAAUCACACCACAUGGUACUGCUUUUAUAAUGAUAACGGUCCGAACUUUAUUGGUGCUGGAAGUUAUUCCCAGGUUCCUCAGAUGUCUUCUUCAUCCCUUGGAUAUUCUUCAGCUCAGUCUCAUCACUCUCAACAAUCCCCAAUGCAAGCUAUGCAUACUGUUAUGCAACCAUCUCUGCCAUCCUCCUCUCAGAGUCUACCUCAAGUAUGGCUUACUGAUUCUGGGGCAACCAAUCACAUGACUGCAGACUUAUCCACUUUAUCUUUGGCUACACCUUAUCCCACAAAUGAAACAGUUCAAACUGCUAAUGGUGAAGGACAAAGCCACAGGGAGGAUUCUUUACAAAGGGCUGUGCAGUAAUGGACUAUACCCCAUUUCUCUUGCAUCUUCUCAUUCUGUUCUCCCAACCACUAAACCUCAACCUCGAGCAUAUCUUGGUCAGCUCGUCUUCUCUUCUACUUGGCAUCAUAGACUAGGUCAUCCUACAAAUCAAAUUGUUACAUUGAUGUUACAAAAAGCACAUGUUCAAUGUAACCCAGUUUCUUCAGCUGUCAUGUGUCAUAGUUGUCUUCAGGGCAAGUUUUGUAAACUUCCCUUUUCCCACAGUGUCCACAGGUCUGUCACACCUUUUCAUAUCAUCCAUAGUGACCUUUGGGGUCCCUCUCCUUGUGUUUCCGUUGAUGGAUAUAGGUAUUAUGUGAUUUUUGUGGAUGAAUGUACAAGGCAUUGUUGGCUUUUUCCCCUAAUCAAUAAAAGUGACUUGUAUUCUGUAUUUGUUACCUUCUACAACUAUGUUCAAACUCAGUUUUCAGCUUCCAUUCAGAUUCUUCAGAGUGAUGGGGGGGAGA
This is a messenger RNA of Prunus persica (peach), 2260 nucleotides long. RefSeq lists its product as uncharacterized. The record is from RefSeq and is a predicted model, not a curated record. The transcript is spliced from 2 exons. Gene Ontology annotation, molecular function: zinc ion binding; nucleic acid binding. The coding region runs from base 1053 to 1772 and encodes 239 amino acids. NCBI's taxonomy places the organism in Eukaryota, Viridiplantae, Streptophyta, Magnoliopsida, Rosales, Rosaceae.